UAGUGUUCAGUGGAGGUUCAGUUAUUCAAGAUAUUUGAAUGCCAGAAUGUAGCCUAUAAUUGAAUAUUGAUAAUAUUGAGUGCCUGAUAAUGUUACAGCUAGUGCUGUUCAAAACAUACUGUUUGUUAGGGCCGAUUGUGGAUUGCAGCUUUCUGGAGAAAAGCUCAAAAUACUCCUUCAAAUAACUUCAUACUCAGCAUCCUGAAAAAUAUACCUUUUAUGAGUCAUAGUCCUAUAGCAAUGCUAUAACAAGUCUGUGUGUCAUUUCGCCACAAACUAUUUUUCAUCUCAAGUCGGUGGUUAAAGGAAGUGUGUGACACUGAUGUCAUAUGCAUUAAUUUUAGCAGUAGAGCAUGUUAAUAAACUGAGACUCUGAUGUGUAAGGCUUAAACAUUGCCUUCCUUGCUUUCUAAUACUAAAUUAAACAAAUGCAUUCAUGACAUAUUUGUGUAAUAUGCAAUUAGUUGUGUAUAUUUUAUUAUAUACAACAGGUGGCACCUUUUUGUCACGUUUUUGUAGAAUUUUAAUGUUUUGUGUAACCAAGUGCUUUCUGUUUUUAUGGUUUGAAUGUAGAAAUAGGCUUAAUAAUAAUAAUAAAAAUCCACACACAACCUCUCACAGGCCUCUCUAUUUCGGAUUUCAUGAUCCAACCGAUUAAGUCCUCUGAGUUUUUGUCAAUAAACAUCUAUUAUUCAUUCAACCCCAGUUGGAUCCUGGUCUUGCUUCUGACACAACUUGUUUAAAUUUCAGGUUCCACCUGAGAGUCGGGACUGUCAAAUAGUAAGGAGAGUCCUUGAUUUUUUAUUUUUUUUAGUGUUCUGGAGGUUCAGUUAUUCAAGCUAUUUGAAUGCCAGAAUGUAUAAUUGAGUAUUGACAAAAUAUUGAGUGCCUGAUAAUGUUACAGCUAGUGUUGUUCAAAACAUACUGUUUGUUAGGGCCAAUUGUAGCUUGCAGCUUUCUGGAGAAAUGCUCAAAAUAAUCCUGAAAAACAUAAAUUUUAUUAGUCAUAGUCCUAUAGCAAUGCUUUAACAAGUCUGUGUGUCAUUUUGCCACAAACUAUUUUUCAUCUCAAGUCGGUGGUUAAAGGAAGUGUGUGACACCGAUGUUAUUUGUACUAAUUUCCACAGUAGAGCAUGUUAAUAAACUGAGACUCUUAUGUGUAAGGCUUAAACAUUGCCUUUCUUGCUUUCUAAUACUAAAUUAAACAAAUACAUUCAUAACAUAUUUGUGUAAUAUGCAAUUAGUUGUGUAUAUUUUAUUAUAUACAACAGGUGGCACCUUUCCCCUUGCUUUUCUUCUCUGUUAUAUAAGUUAUUAUACUUCACACCUAUGGGCAAUAAGCAGAAUGAACAUUAUCUUCGUUACACACAAUGCAGGACAAAAUUACUUGAUUACAGGGAAAUAAAAAAUGCUUACCAUGAAUAAUAUUUAUGAUGUGGAAAAGCAUAUACAUUGCAUGCAUUUAUUGCAAUUAUUGCAAUUAUUAGGCUAGUCAACAUUCUGAUCAUAUUUUUAAACACUUUUACAAAUUCCAAACCACAUAAAUCUAAUAAUUUUGUUUACAAUCAUAUAUCUUAUAAUUAUAUAAUCACUGGAACUAGAACUGGAAGUGAAAAACGCUCACUGUUGCUCCAGAAACAAAUACUGUGCAUUAAGGAGGUUUAAACUUUUGAACAGAAUGAAGAUGUGUACAUUUAUCUUAUUUUGCCUAAAUAUAUUUUUUCAUUUAGUACUGCCCUUCAGAAGCUGCAAAAGAUACUUGCAUGUUUCAAGACAAAAGUUCAAUAUACACUGAUCUUCAAAUUGAAAAAGUUUUCUCCCCCUUAAUGCAUUGUUUUCUUCUGGAGCAACAUUGAGUGUUUAAACCUUCUAUAAUAAUUGCAUAUGAGCCCCUCAGUUGUCCUCAGUGUGAAAAGAUGGAUCUCAAAAGCAUACAGUCAUUGUUGGAAAGAGUUCAAAUACACAGAAAUGCAAAAAAAAAAACACACACACAGAAUUAGUGGGACCUAAGGGAUUUUUCUGCAGAACAGCAGGCAGUAUAUAAAAAAAAAUCAACUAGCUAACAAUACAGUAUGUGUGUUUGUGUGUUUACAGUAGGUAGGCUAUGCAUGCAUGGAUAUAUAAGGCAAUAACAUUUUUGAGACAAUGAAAAGGAUUGCCCUGUUUCUGGUUCUUGAUCAUAGUAAUUACAUUGCUGUCUAUGGGAGGAUCACAGAGGUCUCAGAAUUCAUAAAAAAAUAUCUUAUGAAUGACUGAAGGGCUUAUGGGUUUGGAAAGACAUGAGGUGCAGUAUCUGCAAACAACUCCAGAGGGAAGUCAUGUGUUGUCUGUAGUGCAUCUAUGCAUUGAGCAAGAUGUCCAACAUAUACACUCUGAGAGAAAUGUUUGGUGGCCAGUGGUCAUCUAGCGCACGACUCGAUGGCAAAACAGUCAUUAUAACUGGAGCAAAUACUGGCAUUGGAAAAGAAACCGCAAGAGACCUGGCAGGACGCGGGGCCAGGAUAAUAAUGGCUUGCAGAGACCUUGACAAAGCAGAAGGAGCACAGAAAGAGAUCAUGGAGGACUCAGGGAACCAAAACAUAGUGAUCAGGAAACUAGAUUUAUCUGACACCAAGUCAAUUAGAGAAUUUGCUGAGGCAAUCAACAAAGAGGAAAGAGCUAUUCACGUACUCAUUAACAAUGCUGGGAUCAUGAUGUGUCCCUACUCUAAGACAGCGGAUGGUUUUGAGAUGCAGUUUGGUGUCAACCACUUAGGUCACUUUCUGUUAACCUUCCUGCUGAUUGAUCUCCUGAAGCGAUCUGCCCCCUCAAGAAUCAUCAUCCUUUCCUCCAUGGCACAUGGUUGGGGCACAAUAGCUCUUGAUGAUAUCAAUAGUGAGAGGAAUUACCACAGUAGGAGGGCAUAUGGUCAGAGUAAAUUGGCCAAUAUCCUUUUCACUCGUUCCUUGGCCAAAAAACUCAAGGACACAGGUGUUACAGCUUAUGCAGUCCAUCCAGGAAUUGUGCGAACAAAACUUAAAAGACAUAUGAAUCUCGGACUUCUGAUCAUGUGGAAGAUUGUCAGACCUUUCACAAAGACCCCAGUGCAGGGAGCACAAACUACCAUCUUCUGCGCAGUGGAACCAGAGUUAGACAAAGAGAGUGGUGGUUACUACAGCAACUGCAGACCUUCGAGAUGCACCAGAGCUGCUAGAGAUGAUGAAAUGGCUGAGAAACUUUGGGAGCUCAGCUGCAAAAUGCUGGGAAUAGUCUGGAACUAAAUGCAGUGUUUUCCGUACACAAUUCAGUAUAUCCAUUUUUAUUUACUAUUAUUAUUGUUAUUUACAAUUAAUUCCAACAUGAACACCCAAGAAAAAAUGCCAUGACACAAACCAACAAAUGCUUAUUUGUGAGUAGGUUGUUUUAUUUUAAAGUUAGAAUAAGAAAAAUAGAUUUUUCCCCAUUCAUAAACCAUAAAAACUCUUGUAAGUACAUUAAACGGCGAGCAUGUAACAAUUAUACACUGCACUUAAAGUCAAUUUUAGCUGUUUGACCUUCCACAAGGAAUAUUUCCUUAAACCCAACACUGUUUAGCAACAGUGUUAAAGUGUUUUUUUUUUGAGAACUAAACAUUUUUGACAGAAUCAAUUACACAAAUACUUUAGCAUUUGUUUAAUCUCUUUUUAAUGUUUUGGUGAUUUCCCAGACUUUUUUUUUUUUUUUUUUGUAAAAUGCAAUCUGUGUUAAGUUUAAUGAUGCAAAUUAAUUGAGGAUAAUGAAUGUUACAACAUGUAUGCAUGUAUAUUACAACAUCUUUUGCCCUGUAGGAAAUAAUAAUAUAACACUAUCAUAAAUGUAUACAAUUAAUCUAUACAGUUUAAUAAACUUGAUCAUUUGUA
Messenger RNA from Carassius gibelio (silver crucian carp), 3878 nucleotides. RefSeq lists its product as uncharacterized. The transcript has 8 exons. The record is from RefSeq and is a predicted model, not a curated record. NCBI's taxonomy places the organism in Eukaryota, Metazoa, Chordata, Actinopteri, Cypriniformes, Cyprinidae. The coding region runs from base 2355 to 3260 and encodes 301 amino acids.